AUGUCUGAACAUACUUACGUCAGUGAUGAAAUACUAGAAGAUUUUCAGAAUGGUCUGGCAUCAUUAAUUGAACAUAUAGAAAGUUAUGAAGAAAAUAAUUUAGAAUCAGAAUUAAAAAUUGCAGAAAUUUUUCAAGAAUUAUUAUCAGCUUAUGAGGAAGAAUCAAUUAAUCAAAAUCAACUUAUAGAUUUCCUUUCAACAUCAAUUAAAAAUGAUAGUAUAGCAAGAAUAUUUUGUCAAAUCUUUAAUGAAUUUGAUAAUGAUGAGAAGUUCACUAACUUGUUAAAUAUUUUACUACUGAAAACAAAUUUAUUAAAAGCUGAAACAUUGGCAAGGUAUAUAAGUGCAGACGUUAUAAAAAAAUCAAAUUUAGUUACACCAGCUGCAUUCACUAAAAAAGUAAAUAAUAGUGUUAGAAGUGAAUUUUUAACUCAAAAGAAAUACAAUUUAAUACAUGAAGAAACUGAAGGUUACUCAAGGUUUGUUAUAGAAUUAUAUUAUAUUUUUAAAUAUGAAGAAAUUGCUGACCAAACUGAUUAUGUUUUACAAGUAAUUGAAAAAUUAAUAGGUCAUUACAAUCUUGAUCCAAAUAGAUGUUUGGAAUUAUUGUUGGAAGUAUUUUCAGAUGUUAUAGUGUCUCAUUGUCAAGAAUGUCUAAAUUUGCUUAGAAAAAGUAGAUGGUGGCCGAUAGAAGAAAGUGAUAAUUCAUCAUUGUCAAGUCUUAGUAAAGGAGGUAGUGAAAAAGCUUCAAAAAUAUUUGGUCUUCGUUUAAUGAAGUAUCCUGAUGGAAAAGAUUUACCAGAAACUUAUAAAAGUUUGAUUGCAAUAUUGAUUAAAGAAGGUUUUCUUAGUUUUGGUGCUAUAUUCAAAUAUCUAAAACCCGACGAUGAAAGUAUGAAAGUGUUGGACGAAGCAUACAAGAGUAAAUUGAAUGAAGAAGUCGUUAAAGCUGGUGCAAAUGCAUUAGCUCUUGCUGCUCCAUUAGCAGAUGAUGAAGAAGAUGGACAACCUAAAAAAAAAGAAGCUGAAAAGAAAGUUGAAAAACCAGUAGAUCUACAAGAAAUGUUGCAUACUAAUCAAAUUUAUCAAUUAUUACGUGUAUUAAUUAGCAAUGGUGUAUAUUAUCCUUCAGUUUUCAUAUUGUCAAAAUAUCCAUACUUAGCAAACAUAGAUUCAGAAAUAACAGAACUAAUGAACAGGUUAAUAGAACAAUGUUUAGAUCCAUUUUACAACAAAAUUCAAUCUUUUACGGAUGAUGAAUUGAGAGAUUUACAAGAAAUGCAAGGGAUUGCAUAUUCUCGACCAAAUAAUGGAGUUAGUUAUGAACCAGUUGAAAUAUUUCACAUUCUCAGUUUUAAACCAACAAUAAUAGAUUUUGGUCAGAAGAAAUAUAUCUACUUUUACAGAAAUUGGAUUAAAAAGUUACCAGCUGUUGAAGAUUUCAAUAGUUUGAAGCAAUUUUCGAUUGAGUUUCUCAAUUUUCAAGGUCCAAAAAUUUCAGAAAAUUUACCAUUGGUUCAAAAAUUAUGUGAAUGUGUAUUGCAUCACUUUCAAAAUCACCCAGAAGAUAGAGAUGAGGUUUUCUUUUACUUUAGAAAUUUCAUAUUCCCAGUAAUGCCGUUAAUUGAAGAGAAUUCCAUAGUUAUAGACAAAGCUUAUUCAAUAUUAGCUCCCUUUUCAUUAGAAGAAAGAUUUAGUCUUUAUGGUGAAUUAUAUAACAACUUACGUAAAAACAAUCCAUUAAUUCAGAUGGCAUAUAGUAAAGCAGUAAAAUCAACAAAAGAUGUUUUGAAAAGAUUAUCUAAGGAAAAUGUUCGUCCAAUGAUGAGAAGGUUAGCUAAAAUUAGUUUUUCAAAUCCACUAGCAUGUUUAUUAACUGUAUUACAACAAGUUGAGAGUUAUGAUAAUUUAAUACCAUUAAUUGUUGAAACAGCAAGAUACUUUAAUGACUAUGGCUGGGAUAAUUUAACAGCAGCAAUUUUAAUUAGGCUAUCAUCCAAUAGAUCAAGUACACAACAUCAUGGAAUGGUUGAACGUCAAUGGAUACAAUCUUUAGCUUCUUUUAUUGGUAGAAUUUGUCAAAGAUACCCAAAAGCAAUUGAUAUUAAGACGAUUUUGAAAUUUAUAAUUGAGGGUUUUAAAUCUGGUGAUAAUAUUGGUGUUUUGAUAUUAAGGGAAAUGUUUACAUCUAUGGGUGGUAUUCAAUCAAUAACUAAUUUGACUAUUCAUCAAAUCGAUAUGAUCAAUUCAGGUUCAUCUUUGCAAAAGAUUAUUUACAGGAAUAUUGAUGAUUUGAGAUACGAAAGAACAAUUUCAGGUAAUCAUUUAAUAAAUAGUAUUACUGAAUUAAAUGCAAUCAAUGAAAUUUUAGUAUAUUUCUGUUCAAUUGCCAAUGAUUUAGUUUUUGAUAGUGAUGAAAAUCAUUUGAAAAUUUUAUCAAGUAAAGAUGACGAUUUAACAGCAGUUAUUAGAUUAUUUACAACAUUAAUUAGUUUCUUCAAUCAUGAGAAUGAUCAAUUAGAUUCAAUUAAAAAUUUACAAAAGACAGGAAUUCCAUUAAAAUGGGGAUUUGAAAUUUGGAGAAGUUUUAUUCAAGAUGUUAAUGAUUUGAUAGAAUUAAAACCACAAGAAAUUGCUUCAGGUAAAUUAUUUGCAUAUUUUUGGAAAUUAACAUUACAUGAUAUAAAUUAUUCAGAAACAUUAUAUGAUGGAGCAAUUGUGAAAUUAGAAUCAAAUGUUCGUAGUUUAAAUGAAUCAAUAUCAAUAAAUUUAAGAAAAAGUUCAGAUUUACCGAAAGAAAAACUUGAUCAAAUGAGAGAUCAAUUGUAUCAAAAUGAAGAGUUUUUAAAACAAAUACCUAAAGAUAAAGACGUACAUAAAGAAGAAAAUGAAAAAAUUGACCAAGAGAUAAUUGAAAAUUCAGUUGAUUGGUUUAAAGAGACUCAAAUUAAUAAAUUUAUUGAAUUAUGUGUAAUACCGAGAGCUAUUCAUUCAUCAUUUGAUGCUGUUUUUGUAUCAAGAUUUUUAUUUAAAUUACACACCUUGAAAAUUGAAAAGUAUUCCAUAGUUUCAGUGUUAGAUCAAUUGUUCAAGUCAAAAUUAUUAUUUGGAAUUUUAUAUUCAUCCACAUCAACAGAAUCUGAAAAUUUGGGAUUAUUAAUUGCAGAUAUAUUAAGAACUUUACAACAAUGGAUUGAUAAUGAAAUUAUUGAUGAAAAUUUACCAGACCUAGAUUCAUUUAAAUCUUUAGUUCAUGAAUAUCAUUCAAUCAUAUUGGAAGAAAUUGAAACAUCAUUUAGAUCAGAUGAAUAUAUGGCACGUAGUUCAACAAUCACAUUUACCAAGAAUUUAUUAGCUGUUUAUCCAAUUGUUGACGAUCAUUGUAAUGAAUUAGUUAAAUUAAUUGCAAAUAUUUCACAAACUGAAACAAGGGAAGAUUUGAAAUUAGCAUCAUCUGCAUUGUUAGGACAAAUCAAAUUAAGAGCUAAGGAUGCAAAACUAAUUUGGGAUGUAAUUACAAUUAGUGAAGAGGAAAAGCAAAACAUAAUCGAAGAAAAAGAAAGAAAAGCUAAACGUGAGGAUGCUAAAAAAUUAGCAUUAAUUGCAAAAGAAGAAAAAGUUAAAAAAUUAAGAGAAGAACGAUUGGGAAAAGAAAAACAACAAAGGGAAGAAGAAAAAUUAUUGAAAAAACGUGCUGCAUCAUCAAAUUUGUAUACAUCUUCAAAUGCAGUGGGUACAAGACCGGAUUCAAGAGCAACAAGUUAUCCAAAAUUAGGAAAAUAUGAUGACUAUGCUCGAACGACAACUCCAAAAUUAGAUUUGCCAACUGGACCAUCAAAAGAACCUACACCUAGAUUGAAACAAAGAGUCGAAGAAUUAAAGGAGAACUAUCAAAAAGAGAAGUCACCGGUUAUGCAAUCGCAAGCUAAACCUGAGAAUACAAAACUUGAGAGUGCAAAACCUGAGAUUCGAAAAGCUGAAGAUGAAAAAGUUAAGGACGCAAAACCUAAUUCUCAAUCAUCUUCAUCAUCUGUUCCAUCAGUUAAAAGAGGGGUUCCAUUAAAGCCACAACAAGACGAAAUAAAAAUUCAGAAGCAAGAGGAAGAAAAGAAGGAACAAUCACCACCAUUAAAACGUACACCAUUACCACCGCAAGAUGUGGUUCUUUCAAGCGAAUCAGCACAACAAUCAUUUGGAUUUCAAAAAGAUAAAGUUUAUCAAAAUAGGCAAGAUUUUGGAAAAUCAGAUUUCGGAAAACCGGAUUUUGGAAAUCAUGAUAAUAAUAGACCAUUUCAAAGAAAAUCAUUUGAUAACUCACCAAUUCAUAGAUCUCAAAUUCCACAAGCUCCUCCAGCUAUAAAAUCUGAUACUAAUAUACCCAUGAGACAAUAUCAUAAUGGUUUUAAAAAUUCAUUUAAUAAUCAACAAAAUACAAGAUUUAACAAUAAUGGUCAAUUUGAAGAUACAAGAUCUAGACAACCAAAAGCGACUUUUGAUAACAGACAAAAUAGAAACUUUGAUAAUCAAAAUAAUUUUGAUAACAGGAAUAGAAAUUUUGACACAAAUCAGAGUAAUUUCGAUAAUAGGCAGAAUCCAAAUAAAAGAAAAGGUGAUUUCAAUAGAAAUUAUGAUAAUAAACGUCCUAGAAAUUAG
This is a messenger RNA of Insectozyma verbasci, 4653 nucleotides long. Lineage: Eukaryota; Fungi; Ascomycota; Pichiomycetes; Serinales; Debaryomycetaceae. The record is from the annotation of a GenBank genome assembly.